AUGCCGGCAGACCGGCUCAUGGCCUCGCCACGUCGCACCUCAGCCAGCCUGAAUAUUCUCAUGCCAGGCGAAGAAUUGGCCAAGUCGGCGCAUCCCCAGAACCGACCCUGGCCGUAUCAGGACUCAUACAUUCGAUCGGACGAGCAUCAGAUCCAGCGCGAAGCUCAUGCUUAUGUGCGAGUGAACAUUCAAAUCUUUUGUCGUCGACCUUUCAGUCCUGUGCAUGCGGGUGACUCCCACGGUCGUCUGCUUGAUCGCCUUCGACCAGCGUGCCGCGCGGAGCAGUAG
Molecule: messenger RNA, 288 nt
Organism: Penicillium manginii
Lineage: Eukaryota; Fungi; Ascomycota; Eurotiomycetes; Eurotiales; Aspergillaceae
Exons: 2
Coding region: 1-288 (95 amino acids)
Source: RefSeq, a predicted model, not a curated record